Camelina sativa (false flax) is the source of this 717-nucleotide messenger RNA. NCBI's taxonomy places the organism in Eukaryota, Viridiplantae, Streptophyta, Magnoliopsida, Brassicales, Brassicaceae. The record is from RefSeq and is a predicted model, not a curated record.
CUCCAAAGGAGAUACUUCGUACUUUCCUACUCAACGAUCUCAGUCUCACUCAUUCCCUGGAAGCAAACGAUAUUUCUAAACAUCUUGGAGCUUCUUCCUCGCUGUUAUUCACACUUUGAAGUUGAUGAAGUGGCCACAACCAUUUGCAUUAGAUGCAAGAUGAAUAUGGCGUAUUCUCGUCAACGUUCUUAUCGCAUCAUCGUCAAUGCUGAUUCAAUCAGGGUUUACCGCUCUGUAUUCGUGAUUAAAGCAUUUGAGACUACCCUUAAGAUCAUCAGGCUCAACGUAAAGAUGCUUUGCGACAAGGAAGGAUGUGGGAAACGAAACUAUGUUCAACGUAUGAUAAACAAUCUCCCAACUGUUUUCACAAUUGCACUUCAGUGGGAGAACAAUGAGACUAGCAUCGAUAUAUACAGUACGGCUACUGUUAUAGAAACUGAGAUAUGUAUUAGUGCCAUAUACAGAUACAAAUGUGACAGCUUAUACACCAAAUACCGUCUGGUCUCAAUGGUUUGCUCGCAUGGAGAUCAAUACAACUGUAUAGCUUAUGAAAACUAUAGAUGGGUCAGAUAUUUUGGUUCUGAGAAAGAGGUUAUAGGAGACUGGAAGAGUGUUGUCAACAGUUUCCUAACGCACGAUAUUCGACCCGAGAUUCUGUUUUUUGAGAGCGUACGUAAGCUCCUUGGACUGCAUACAUGCUUAUUUCCACCUACAUGA